Nematostella vectensis (starlet sea anemone) is the source of this 568-nucleotide messenger RNA. RefSeq lists its product as uncharacterized. The transcript is spliced from 3 exons. The record is from RefSeq and is a predicted model, not a curated record. Lineage: Eukaryota; Metazoa; Cnidaria; Anthozoa; Actiniaria; Edwardsiidae. The coding region runs from base 115 to 351 and encodes 78 amino acids.
GGUAACGCCUAGUAGAUGUGUGAAGUUAGACCGAAAAAAGACAGAAAACAUGAAAUUGGUCUGAUAUCGUGAAAAUGAUAUGGUACUUUUUUAAAAGUUCGUUAGUUUGAGACAAUGGAUUCCAUUAAUGACCUUUUCAAGGUAGGAAGGCAGCCGAAGACAGAGAAGGAGAUGAUUCGAGCUUAUGUAAAAGUUAUAGCCCUUGAAGCUUGUGAAGACAAGUAUAAUGAAGUAAUGCAAUGCUUCCAGAAGAGCUGGUUUCCUGAUUGUCAUGAACAGCAGACUGGAUUCUGGGAUUGCUAUAAAAAGCACACUAUAGACUUGAGGAAGAAGCAUGGAGUAUAUUACUGAGAUCUUUGACACAAGCGUGCAGGAGAGAAAGAGGCAUAGAUUGGUUGACUGGAAAAAAGUAUACAUUGAUAAGAGUAAAGAGAUAGCAUUGUCAAUUCAAUAUAUGAAACAUUCAGUUACCACAUACAUGUCAAUCAAAUUAAUAUGAAAAUGCUGUCAAAUUGCCCAAAACUGGCAGUGGAAUGAGACAGGUCAAUAAACUCUGUAAAGCACUAAA